Emiliania huxleyi CCMP1516 is the source of this 369-nucleotide messenger RNA. RefSeq lists its product as hypothetical. Bases 1 to 369 code for a protein of 122 amino acids. The record is from RefSeq and is a predicted model, not a curated record. The transcript is spliced from 3 exons. NCBI's taxonomy places the organism in Eukaryota, Haptophyta, Isochrysidales, Noelaerhabdaceae.
AUGAGAGCGAAAGCGAGGGCUGCAGAGGCGCUUCAAGCGAGGGCGGAGAAGCGCGGCAAGGGCAAGAAGGGCAAGAAGAAGAAGAAGAAGGGCGGCGGGAGCGGCGGCGCUGGGCCGUCGCAGGAGUCCGAGGCGCCGGCAGAGGAGGCAGCCGCAGCCAAGCCCGCGAAGCUGGACAGGGAGGGGUUGAUCAGGCUUCUCGAGACGCUCCACGAGGAGCGGAUUCGGUACGGCAUCACGGCGGAGACGUCGGUCGAAGGGCUGGCGGAGGCGUUGGGAGAGGAGGCCGAGGCGGCAGGCGAAGCGAGCGAGGAGGAGACGGCAGAGGCGGGUGAGGAGGCAGCCUUGGCCAAGGCGGAGGCGGCCUAG